This is a messenger RNA of Paramormyrops kingsleyae, 4168 nucleotides long. It is a transcript of the gene marchf9, whose product is annotated as E3 ubiquitin-protein ligase MARCHF9. The record is from RefSeq and is a predicted model, not a curated record. Gene Ontology annotation, biological process: protein ubiquitination. Gene Ontology annotation, molecular function: ubiquitin-protein transferase activity; zinc ion binding. NCBI's taxonomy places the organism in Eukaryota, Metazoa, Chordata, Actinopteri, Osteoglossiformes, Mormyridae.
UGGCCCCGCGUCACGCAGAGAUCAGCACCUUGGACAGCGGCGCCUGCCAAUACGCAGCAAAUCGGCCGAUUUUAUUCUCACCGUGAAAAAAAACAUUACGACCGUGAAAGCGAAAGGCGGACAACAUCACUGGUAAACAUAUUUCAUUUUUAUUAUUAAAAUGCCGCUACUGAAGAAGGAGCAUUUAUUGUGGUCCUCGGCGUCCCUGUCGACGAGGGAUCUGCUUUCGCACUAAUAUUUCCUCCAGAGCUAUUCUAAAAUCGUUUUUUAUUAUUUUCAUUGGACCGAUUGACGUUUUUUUUUUUGUACAUCAAAUCUGUGUUUCAUCAUGUCUAUCUGAACGGGGAAAUCGCUGCAUCCUUUUUUUCUCCAUUCCCGGUACAUGGUCUGCAGGAAUCGUUGCAGACGGAAAGAUCAGCAUGGAUGCUCGAUGGAAGACGGAUGUGUGUUUUCAUGCAUAUUUUGGCAGCAUUUUAAGAUUUGAUGUAAAAUGCGAACACGUUGGAUUGUAAAACGGAUUUCGGCGGUGUUCGGAGGGGGGACGGAGAGGGACAUAUUUUUGAGGCAUCAACCAGAAAACAUACAGUAAAGAAACGAAAAAAAAACAAAAUGAUCUGAUAGCUGGGAUGGCAUUGAGGGACAAAAAGAGAGACGAUUUUGAAUAACAACUGAUUUGAAACGACCUUUUCCUCUUUAUAAUUCUGGAUUAUAUCAACGGACGAGACAUACACAUGGAGGGGAGUUUCUGAUUUUGUAAUAUCUUCUGAUUUUUAAAUGUCAUUUCAUGUGAUCCCUCUCCCUCUAUCGCCGUCCGCUCGAUAGGAUUCCGAUUUUCCCUUGUAGUCCCAGGACGACACAUCUCCAAAUCUAAUGUCCUCCGAAACCAUAUGCAAUUGCCAGUGAAACGUUCCGGUAUUUUUUGCGGUCCGGUUUUGUUUGUCGCUCCAAUAUACAUAUUGCCUUUAUUGUUUCGGCAGCCUAUUAACGGUACCAGAGAGCUUCGGCCCGUUCACGAAAGCAACCCUUUAUUCCGCAUCGGUUAAAGAAAACAUACAGUCACCAGGGUGGUAAUCACCGCGACCAAAUGUGUUUUCUUCUAUUUAAUAUUAUUGAAAUGUUUUUUGAUAUUUAUUGAAUGUUUAUUUUUGAGUAUUUAUUCGAGUAUUUGCUCGGCAGUCAUGUUUUUUUCUUACUUUGACAUUUUAUCUUGAUAGUCCCAUGCCCUCUAGCUGGACGGUAAUUGUAAUAAUAUAAUUAAUAAUAUCACAGCAUUUUAUUUCCAUCAUUUCAACUACAAAUAAUCGUUAUUAUUAUUAUUAUAAGCCACACCUGGCUUGCAAAACGUGCAUCCGGAAUGAAUCACUUUUUGCACUUAUACUGAUCAUUUUUUUCUCAUCUUACAGCCACAUUUGCAUAUGUAGUAAAUGAUGUUUAAGUAUCGGAUCCGCAUGUUUUUUAACGAACUCAAAGUAUUGGUUUUGAUGCGAUCCGGUUCGAGACGGGCCGAUCCAGACGCAGACGCAGACAGGCGAAGCAGCAUGCGGGGACUCGGCAUGGGCGGUUGCGGGUGGCCGCCUUUCGACUGUUCCUCCCGGGACGACGAGGAAGAGUACUAUGGGACGGAUCCUCGACCACGUAGCCUGGCCUUCGAGGAGAAGGAGGCCAGACUGCAGGGCGGCCUGGACGCCGUGUCGCUCACCAGCAGCAUGGAGAGCGGGAUACGCUCACCGCAGUGUCGGAUCUGCUUCCAGGGACCGGAGCAGGGGGAGCUAUUGAGCCCUUGCCGCUGUGACGGCUCAGUGCGCUGCACCCACCAGCCCUGCCUUAUCCGCUGGAUCAGCGAACGCGGCUCCUGGAGCUGCGAGCUGUGCUACUUCAAGUAUCAGGUGCUGGCCAUCAGCACCAAGAACCCACUACAGUGGCAGGCCAUCUCCCUCACGGUGAUCGAGAAGGUGCAGAUCGCAGCCAUCAUCCUGGGCUCCCUCUUCCUAAUUGCCAGCAUCUCCUGGCUCAUCUGGUCCUCGUUGAGCCCCUCGGCCAAGUGGCAGCGCCAGGACCUGCUCUUCCAGAUCUGCUACGGCAUGUACGGCUUCAUGGACAUAGUGUGCAUCGGCCUUAUCGUCCACGAGGGCUCUUCUGUGUACCGAAUAUUCAAGCGGUGGCAGGCUGUAAACCAGCAAUGGAAGGUACUGAAUUACGAAAAGGCCAAGGACCUGGAGGACCCAAUGAACUCGGCGGGCAAGGGAGGGGGGCGUGCCUCUCGGAACAACCCACAUGGCUCAGCCAAUGGUGUCAGGGGAGGGAGGCGGGGCCAGCGUGUCAGGACUAUUCUGAACCACCACUGUGGCUACACCCUCCUGCACAUUCUGAGUCAGCUGCGGCCGAACGAUCACCGCAUCAGCGCCACGGCGAACCGUGAGGUGGUGAUGAGGGUCACCACUGUAUGAAACUGGAGGCCCACUGUACGGACCACUGCCAAAAUGGCCUCCCUCACUGACUACGGCAUAGCAACGAAUGCAUGGCGCAGCAGUAACGAAGAAAUACAGACAAACUGAACCUGAGUUCUUAUACAAAAAAAUGCAUUUUUAACAGCAAAUAAACAGAUGAACAGAACAUAAAAAAUACAAACAGCUCCACGACAAACUUAAAUGCUGGAAUUUUUUUUCUUUUCCCAGCAAGAAAAUACAUUUCCAUGGCUACUGUUGUUUUUGUUUUUUAUUAAACUGUUACUUGUUACUUGUUACUGAUUUUGGUUUUAUAAGAGAACACACUGUAAAACGAUUAUAAAAUUUCCAAAAGCCGUUCCCAUGCUGCUGGGUUCCGUGUGGAAUCGCGUCACACUUCCGCCCCAUAGCAAGGGGGUCAUUGACGACCCCUGAACUCUCCCCGCGCAAAGGCAGCUGAGGAGUCUGAAAAACAAUAACUUAACCUACAAUAAAAUUACAGAAGUCCUGAACAAUAACACCGAUAUUCCACAAACAAAAAACGUGUGAACCAACCUGGCAAUAAGGGGUAUCUGUACAUCUCACCGUGAAUUCUGUCCGAGGGGGGUGGCUACUUUCUUGUUUUCUUCUCAUCCCUCUCUCUCUCUCUGUCUUUCUCUCUCUGCCAAUUUGCUGUUUUUCAGAUUCAUGCUCGCCGACACAGAGGGGCGGGCUGCAGGAAAAUAAUUGCCGAAUCAAUGAAUCAUCGCUGUAGCUUACAAUACCUUCAAAGCAGUGUCUUUCUUUCUUCUCUUUUUUGAUUUGGAAGACUUCACUCUUAUAGCCUGAAGCUGUAAAGUACCCUGAAUAUAACCCAAACUAUCCUGGGAUGAAACAAAGCUCAAAGGUGCUUGAUACAAAUAUUUGUAUCCGGAAUUUAUUCAUUUACAUGUCAGCUAAUAACAAGCACUUAUGACAUGAUAAAUAAAAAUGCCAUCUUGACCUGACUGUACUGUGUGCCCCCUGUACUGAGGCAUCUUUAGCCUUGACUGUUUGUGUUUCAGAAUGUUCCAGGGUGCUGUCUUGUUUACUUUAAGAGUAUAAACCCCAUAUGGUAAGAAUUAUCAGUUGACAAACUGAAACUACUGGCUGAUUGGAUAUGCACAUAAAUGACAUAUAAUUCCAGCAUAUAAUCUACUUUAACAUAAUUAUCUUACGAUUAUUUAGGUGCUGAUUAGGUAAGACCAUUUAAAUGUAUACCUCAAGCAAAAGUCAGCACUUAUUACAGUUUGGAGUAUUAUAACCAAUGAAAACCACUGCAGCAGAUCCUGAGAAGAAGAUCAAAAUAUAUAAAUUUGCAGUUGCUUGCAGUAUUUGCCAUGUUCUGCUGUAAAUCCUAAAUUUGUGACGAAACAUUUCCUUUAAUGUGGAUGGAGUACAAAGAACCACAGUGUGUCGGAUGUUAUGGGGGGUUUUUAACUUAAGACAAAUACCUGAGUUUAUGUUAUUUGCAAUGUUCAAUAACUUUUGUCAAAACAGUGUUUGCUUUGAAUUAAACAUGCAUUAUAUACCCAAAAUGUCCUAAUUCCUACUCAAAUUUAUGCCCAAAUUGUCCUCAUUUCAGUCUCUAACCUGAUUACGGCUAUAAACAUGAUUGUACUAUGUACAUUGUUACAGCUGUCAUUGUCCUUAUUAUUAAUAUGGUAUGAACUUCAGAUAUAAUAAAAAAAACCAAUAUGCACAGA